Solanum stenotomum is the source of this 1838-nucleotide messenger RNA. RefSeq lists its product as uncharacterized. Gene Ontology annotation, molecular function: zinc ion binding; nucleic acid binding. The transcript has 4 exons. The record is from RefSeq and is a predicted model, not a curated record. The coding region runs from base 181 to 1626 and encodes 481 amino acids. Lineage: Eukaryota; Viridiplantae; Streptophyta; Magnoliopsida; Solanales; Solanaceae.
ACUUGAGAUUAAUCCUUCAUUUUGAGUCCAAAUUAAGUGAUUCAAAAGGCAAACUUUAAGAGAAUUUCGAGGGGAAUCUAGCGGUGAUCUCGGAAACGCGAGGGGAGGCUUCGUUUGAGGUCCGAGCACUAGUAGCCAGCGUUGAUCGAGCUUGGAGUAGACUUAUCUGGAGACGGGGGGAUGGCUCGCACGCGUGGUAGGGCCCCAGCUAGGGGUAGAGGCCGACCUCGAGGUCGUGCCAGAGCUACAGCACCAGCCCAGGACCGAGAGCAAACUCCAGAGCCGGUGAUAGAGCCACCAGCAGCUCCAGCACCGCAGCAGCCGAUGGGUCCGGGAUCAGCCCAGCCACCGCCCGAGCCUGUGGCAGCUCCAGAUAUACAGGCGAUGCUCGUACAGAUACUAGCUGCCAUUGGGGGUAUGCAGCAGGCCCCAGCUCCAGUUGUUCCAGUACCGCAGGGCCAGCCUACACCAGCGGCACCGAUUGUCCAGCCUGACGAUUUGGAGAGCGUCAUGCCACUACGGGAGCAGAAGAUGCUCGGUGUGUUCCUUAGACUAUCACCGCCGAGGUUUUCUGGGGCAGUGGGGGAGGAUGCCCACGAGUUUCUAGUUACUUGCCGCGAGCGGCUACAGACUUUGGGUUUAGUGGAGUCGAGAGGGGCAGACUUCACCGCUUACCAGUUAGACGGUCCCGCCAGGCAGUGGUGGCGUACAUACUUAGAGACCAGGCCAGCUGGGUCUCCACCGGUCACAUGGACUGAGUUUUCAGAGGCCUUCUUGGCCCGAUUUAUUCCCAGGAGCAUCAGAGAUCAGCUCAGAGAUCAGUUUGCUCGGUUAGAGCAGGGCUCCAUGACAGUAUCAGAGUAUGAGGCCCGAUUCCACGAGCUCUCCAGGCAUGCCGCCAUGAUAUUACCUACUGAGGAGGAGAGGGUUCGUUGUUUUGUUCGGGGUUUGAGACUACAGUUGCGGAUUGAGACUCAGUCUUUAGUCUCAGCGGGCCGCUCAUUUCUAGAUGUAGUGGACCAUGCCCGCACUAUCGAGCAGCUCCGUCGCGAGGCCCAAGGGGGCAGCGGCAAGAGACCUAGACAGGAGGAUAGCUAUGAUAGGCGCCGUUUCAGACCCCGAGGGUCUUAUGAUAGAUCCCAGCAGAGGUUUCAGUCGGGUCAGUCUAGUAGCCCCUUCCAGGCUGCUCUCCAGGCAUCAGAGGGUGAUCAGCACCGCCAUAUUGGUUUUAGUGCCGGUCCUAGUCGGGGCCGAGAUAGUUCACAGAUGGGUUCUUCUGGCCGGGGUAGCCGACCUCCAGCUCUCAGUCGACAGUUCCAGGGGUGUUAUGAAUGUGGGGGGUUAGAUCAUUGGGCCCGCGAGUGUCCCCAUCGCAGGUUAGCCUUACCCGCUCCACAGGCAGCUAGGCAUGCGCCAGCACCUCCAGCUAGAGGCAGAGGCCAGGGACAGGACCGUAGGGGUGGUCACCAGGGUAUACGGGGUGGUCCCCGAGGAGGCAGAUUAGGGGGCAGAGUCGAUGCACAGGGUAGGGGAGUCCAGGCCCACUUUUAUGCAGCUCCAGCUAGAGCAGAUGCUGAGACCUCGGACGAUGUGAUCACAGGUCCGAGCACUAGUAGUCAGCGUUGAUCGAGCUUGGAGUAGACUUAUCCGGAGACGGGGGUGAGCACACGGCGUUUUGUACUAUCUCAGUCUCCAUCUGUAUAUAUAGACUUGUCUUUUUCCUUUCGAGACAGUCUAGUCUCUGUUGUCCAGUUUUGGGACUUGUACUCAUUUUGUAGUAGCUCUGUACUGGUGACUUCCAGGUUCUGGGAGGGAUCUUUAUUUGUUUAUAUUGUUAU